GUAUUUCUAAUAAUCGUAUAAAAGAGAUUGGCAGUUGUAGAAAAGGUAUUCAGUUUUGAUAACGAAUCCAACAUGAAUUUACAUUGGAUUUUAUUAGCAGGUAUUAUUCCUGUGAUUGCAGCUUUUCCUAAUCUUAUACCUCCUAGUUCCGUGACUACGGGAUCUCUGGUAGAGAAACAUGGAUAUCCAUUCGAGGAGCAUGAAGUUCAAACUUCAGAUGGAUACAUUCUGACAAUGCAUCGAAUUCCCUAUUCAGCACGCGUUGAAACUCCUGAGCCACGUCCAGUUGUCUUCCUGAUGCACGGUAUUUUGUGCUCGUCAAGUGAUUGGGUUCUCCUUGGACCAGAAAACGGACUGGCCUACAUUCUCUCCGAUGCUGGGUACGAUGUUUGGAUGGGAAAUGCCCGUGGAAACACCUACUCGAAGAGACACGCAACUAUGAUUCCACUGCUGCCCAGCUUUUGGAACUUCGAUUGGCAUGAGAUCGGCAUGAAUGAUCUCCCAGCUAUGAUCGACUAUGCUCUCUAUGAAACCAACCAAGAACAACUCCACUACAUCGGCCACUCUCAAGGAACCACAACAUUCUUGGUGUUGACCUCUAAGAACUUGAAGUUCAAGAAUCGUAUACGUUCAGCUCAUUUGAUAGCCCCUGUGGCAUUUAUGGAUAACAUGAAAUCGCCUCUGGUUAAAUUGGGAGGACCGUUGUUUGGAGACCCCAACAGUUGGGUCAACAUCUUUGGAAACACUGAACUUAUGCCCAAUUCAAAAUUACUCGAAGAACUCGGUCAGCAAACUUGCAUCGAUUCGUCUUCUUAUCAAACUUUGUGUUCGAAUAUAAUUUUCUUGUUCGCUGGUUUUGAUCAUGAUAAUUUAAAUGCUUCUUUGAUUCCUGAAAUUAUGGCAACUACUCCAGCAGGAGCUUCUACCAAUCAAAUCAUUCACUACGCUCAGGAAUAUGUUUCCGGUUAUUUCCGUGAGUUCGAUCUGGGCAGAGGCCUUUUCAAACCCAAGAAAUAUCCCAUCGAAAAGAUUGAUGUUCCAAUCUUCUUGUACUACAGUGAAAACGAUUAUAUGGCAUCAGUGGUUGAUGUUGAAAAACUGAUGCGUAAACUUAAAUCAAAAACCCUCAUGCGUGCCUAUAAAGUUCCCGAUCCAAAUUGGAACCACUUGAAUUUCCUAUGGGGUUUGAAUAUCAAAGAACAAGUUUAUAAUGCUGUUCUCGAAGAUAUUGAAUCAAUGAGAUUAUAAACAAAAAAUCUAAUAUCGUCAUUUAUACGAAAUAGAAUGAAUUCAAUAAACAAAUUGUGAUAAAAAGCAAGUAAUUCAAAAGA
Messenger RNA from Eupeodes corollae, 1331 nucleotides. RefSeq names its product lipase 3-like. Lineage: Eukaryota; Metazoa; Arthropoda; Insecta; Diptera; Syrphidae. Gene Ontology annotation, biological process: lipid metabolic process. The transcript has 3 exons. The record is from RefSeq and is a predicted model, not a curated record. Gene Ontology annotation, molecular function: hydrolase activity, acting on ester bonds. Bases 73 to 1248 code for a protein of 391 amino acids.